GGAGGCGCGGCGGGGGCCGCUCUGUCCGGCGGACUCGGUGGCGCGGAGUCCCGGAAGCGGCGUUCCCCGGAAUGGCGGAGAGCCCGGCGGCGGAGGAGGCGGCCCCGGCGGUGCUGGCGGCGGGGGGGGGCGGCGGCAGCGCCUCGGCCGGCCCGCCCGGCGGCGCGGGGAGCCCCGGGGUCUUCAUCCCCGCCGAGCUGUGGGCGGCAGCGGGUUUCGGCGCUGCCGGCCCGGGGAGCGGGGUCCCCCCGGGGGGCGGCGGGGCCCCCAUCGCGGCGGCGGCGGCGGCGGCGGGGGCCGCGCUCCUCACGCACUCGGCUUUCUGGGACCCCACGCUGAGCGGGGACUGGGACAGCGAGCGGCCCAGCCCGGCCUGUCUCCUGCGGAUCAAACGGGACAUCAUGUCCAUUUACAAGGAGCCACCCCCGGGAAUGUUUGUUGUGCCUGAUCCCCACGACAUGACCAAGAUUCAUGCCUUGAUCACAGGCCCCUUUGACACGCCUUAUGAAGGGGGUUUCUUCUUGUUCCUGUUUCGCUGUCCUCCAGAUUAUCCCAUCCACCCACCCCGGGUCAAACUGAUGACAACAGGCAAUAACACAGUGAGGUUUAACCCCAACUUCUACCGCAAUGGGAAAGUCUGCCUGAGUAUCCUGGGCACCUGGACCGGGCCAGCGUGGAGCCCAGCACAGAGUAUCUCUUCAGUCCUCAUCUCCAUCCAGUCUCUGAUGACUGAGAACCCUUAUCACAACGAGCCAGGCUUUGAGCAGGAGAGGCACCCAGGGGACAGCAAGAACUACAACGAGUGCAUUCGGCACGAGACCAUCCGGGUGGCAGUGUGUGACAUGCUGGAGGGAAAGUGUCCCUGUCCUGAGCCACUGAGGGGCGUGAUGGAAAAAUCCUUCAUGGAAUACUAUGACUUCUAUGAAGGGGUGUGUAAAGAGAGGCUGUAUCUCCAGGGCCAGACAAUGCAGGAUCCUUUUGGUGAAAAACGAGGCCACUUUGACUACCAGUCCCUACUCGUGCGUUUGCAGGGAAUCCGGCAGAAGGUGCAGGAGAAACACCAGCAGGAGAGCACAGAAAUAGACUCUGAGAGCAGCUCCUCUGAGACAGAGACAGACACUCAGGGUUGCUCUAAAGCUUAGAGCUGUGUUCCCAGUGGAGAGGCCAAGCCAUGGGGAUGUUCUGUCUUCACACCCUAGAGAACCCCUGACAGACUGGACAACCAAACCCAUGCCAGAGUGGAGAAACCUCCAGGAUAUCUUGUGUCUCCUUGGGCUGCUCUGGUGGAUAAUGCUGAACGAGAAGACUUCAUGCUAGACAAAGCCAAGCUUGUGACAGGCUACUCUUAAAAGGUACUUAACUAUCCUAGAAAGCUGGAGCAUGUGGCAUCAGGUGAUCUCUUUUUUUUUUUUGAAACACCCACACUGGUUGGUUUUGGGGUUUUUUUUGUUUGUUUGGGUUUUUUUUUUUCUUCAUUUGAUUAAAGAAUAAGAUCUAGACUGAGAAUCCUCUUGACAGCUUUUCUGUUCCCAGCCAGUGAGCCCUUCCCUGGGGCUCUGCUGAACCUGGAGCUGGAGCUGUGGGAGCCCUUGGAGGCCAGAGGGUGAGAGGGACCCAGGCAGCCUGUGCCUGAGGUGAAACCUUUUGGUGUGGGAUGGGAGAGCUGGAGCCUCUCUGCUCUGUGGAGCCCACCUGCCUGUUGGCUUUCUUCUAGACACUGUUCUAGACAGACCAAAGAUAAAAGAGCAGUGGUGGAAUCUGGGCUCCUUGCUCAAAGCUUUACCCAAGCCCUGGGUGACUUGAUCCACUGAGACUCCAGGUGCAAAAGGGGCAGAUGAAAAGUGGAAACUCCAGGAUUCAAGUGCAGGAAUGUUCAUCCUGGUGUUUUGGGGAAGGGAGGGUGAGGAAAAAAUCUUUGGUCAGAGAUGGGGGGAGCACUUAAAAAUUAAGUCUAGUUUGUGUAUUAUUUUUUUGAAGGAGUUGAUUUGAAUUUAGCAUUCUAGAGAGACUUUAUCCUGGCUGCUCUGAGCAGAGCUGUUUUGUUUCCUUCACUGAAGAACUCUGAGCUUUCCACCUCUGUACUCACUGGAGUAUUUUUAUUCUCCUCCCUUCCCCUUCCUGCCUCCUCACUCCCUGCUGCUGCCUUGAUCCAGCAGAUGGAAGCACUGGAACAAGGGGCAAUUCUGGCCGAGGCAGCCACUGUUUCUGGGUGAAGCUCUUCAGGGGUGGCCACCUUGUCAGUGACAAAAUCCCUUUGCCAAACUUGGCCUCAGCUGAGGGUUGUGAAGUUCCACACUUGGGUGUUUUGAAGGAUUCCAAGAGCAGCUUUUCUUGGCCUCUGGGGGAGGUGGCUGUGAGUGCCACCACCCUGGAGAUGCAUCUAAAGUUUGCUGGAGGUGAAACACCCAGUUUCUCCAGGUACAUGAGCCUGGGGAUGAUUGAUUGGAGCAGUUGUGUUGAUGAAAAAGCUUAACCUACUUUUUUUUUUUUUUUAAUUAUUAUUUUUUCUUUUGGUAAUGAUUAUUUGUAUGGGAGCUUUGCUAGAAAGCUAAGCACAAAGUUGCACAUUGUCCUUGGCCCUCUCCUUGUUUCUUUCCACACCUUCCCACCAGCUGGGCCUGGUUUCAGCCUCCUGAGGGUGGUGGGAGAACUUCCAAGGCAGUCAUCCCUGUUCUAAAACAAGCUGAGGGGCCACAAGCCCCCUGCUGUGUGCUGCCCAGAAGGGCACUGGGCUUCUUUUUUCAGUCUCUGGGGGUUUGAUUUCUAUCACCUCCUGCAGACCUCCAAGCCUGCACACCUCUGGAAGGUGGGAACAUUGCUGAAUUGUGGGGAAUUUCUGACUUCAGGUGCCAUGGAACAACUCGGGAACCUUUUGUUCCCUUUAGCAACCCCCCCCUGGUCUGUCAUUGGCUUAAUUUAGGCUUUCACCUCUGUCUCCCCUCCAGGGAAAACUGAACAGCCCCAGGACCCACACCCCCUAGAUGAGAGCUGAGAGCUGCUCACCUGGCCCUGGGCUCUCGGGGUGAGGUGGGGGGGGUUGUCCCCACAGGUCCUGAGCUCUCUCCUCCUCCAAGUCCCACUGUAAAUGUCACCUUGUUUGUCCCCUUGUCGUGGGCAGAGCUGUGGCUCUGCUGCCUCCCCCGGGCAGGGCUGGCUCUGACAUCUCUUUGUGCUGCAUGUGGCGUUCCCACCCACCACCAGAACAGGAAGAUGCCUUAUUGUGGACACUACUCACAUCACGAGCAUGUGGCUGUCAGAGAGAAGUGUUAGUUUUAUAGCUCUAAUAUUGUCUGUCCUGCCAUUUCUGAAUGUUUCCAUUUCCAAGUGACAAUCCUCAACUGACUGCUCUAGGCAGAUGUUUUAGAUUUUUAGACCCAAUUGAGUUGAAAAUAUAUGCACAAGAGUCACUCUUAAGAUACCUUGUUUAUAUACUAUUGUACAUAAGAUUUUCUCCUUUGUUUUGUUUUUGGGUUUGUUUUUUUUUUUUGGUUUGUUUUUUUUUUUGUGCAAUAAAGUUUGUUUUGGCAGAAUCCA
This is a messenger RNA of Apus apus (common swift), 3534 nucleotides long. It is a transcript of the gene UBE2Z, whose product is annotated as ubiquitin conjugating enzyme E2 Z. The record is from RefSeq and is a predicted model, not a curated record. Gene Ontology annotation, cellular component: nucleus. Gene Ontology annotation, biological process: negative regulation of apoptotic process. Lineage: Eukaryota; Metazoa; Chordata; Aves; Apodiformes; Apodidae. Gene Ontology annotation, molecular function: ubiquitin conjugating enzyme activity; cysteine-type endopeptidase inhibitor activity.